This is a messenger RNA of Cooperia oncophora, 507 nucleotides long. Lineage: Eukaryota; Metazoa; Nematoda; Chromadorea; Rhabditida; Trichostrongylidae. The record is from the annotation of a GenBank genome assembly.
AUGUGGCGGUCAUUCUUUUGUGCUCUUGUUGCUGGGAUCAUUCUACGAAUUGUAAAUCCAUUCGGCAGUGAUCAGACAUCGCUCUUCCAUGUCGACUAUAUGAUGAAAUGGACAUUUGUGGAGCUUAUCCCUUUUGCUGGUUUAGGCCUUUUUGGAGGAAUACUUGGAAGUCUGUUCAUUUUUGGUAAUAUAAGAUGGUCUCGCUUCCGAAAAACAUCGAAAACUCUCGGUGGCAAUCCAAUUUACGAAGUCAUAGUUGUAACUUUUCUCACUGCUGCUAUCUCAUACUUCAAUCCAUACAUGAGGAAGAGUGCUUCGAGCAUGAUUAAACAGGUUCGUAAAGUUUUUACACUGGCAAAGCUCAACUAUCAAAAAUACGUCUUGCUUGACGCAGUUUAUAGGGUUUUUUCGACUGUUUUCAUACAGUGCACUCGUCUUUCUUUUGUUUUGUGUGUAUCCAGCAUGCUGGAUGGUCAUCCUGAGGGUAACCUGACAGAGGCGGAUUAA